AUGUUCGAUCCUCGUUUACAGUUGAUCAACGGCGGGGGAGGUGGAAAACAUGGAUGCUACCUGGUGCCCCACCAUAAAACUACACUAUUGAUGCCAUUCGAUCUGGGCACAAGGACUUGGACUCGGACUGCUCUCCUCAGAGCCUUGAUCUCUGAACUCACGCACUGGUCGACCCGGCUCUUUGUCCAAAGCCAUGUGUUUGAGUCACCAAAACUCCUCUUCGAUCAAACACCAGCCUGUGCAAUCCUCCAGCGUGAUUCCAGCUCAGUAAAUCCAAUUCCUCUUUCCUUUGUCGACACCACUUUGCAAGUACCAGCAGCAUCGAUUCCGCAUAAAUUCGUCCUGAUGUCACAUUACGCCUCAGAUAUUCCAAAAACAUUUGUCCUUUGCUUCGAUGGUACCGGUAAUAAAUUUUCUGGCGACGAGUCGGACAGCAAUGUACUAAAAAUAUUUCGAAUGCUAGAUAGAAAUCAAGGACAACAAUUCCACUAUUAUCAGCCUGGAAUUGGGACUUAUGUAACGUCAGCGAAAAUCUCAAGUCAUGCAGGCACAUUUUCUCGCAUCAAACGGAGCUGGACAAAGGCAAAAGACGCAGCUAUUGGCUCAUCGUUUGAUCAACAUGUGCUUGCUGGCUACCGAUUUCUGAUGCGGUAUUAUUCUCCGGGCGAUGAAAUAUUCUUCUUCGGAUUUAGCCGUGGGGCGUAUAUAGCUCGCUUUCUGGCCGAGAUGCUGGACUACGUUGGCCUCCUAACGAUUGGAAAUGAAGAGCUCGUCUUUUUUGCGUGGAAAACCUUUUCAAAAUGGCAACAGCGAGCAGGGAUCAGUAAGGCGGAUAUCAAAAAGAGACACGAUCUAUAUAAUUUCAUGAAAGCUUUUCGCGAAACGUUCAGUCGUCCAAUCCAGCGGAUUCGGUUUUUAGGCCUAUUUGACACUGUGAACAGCGUUCCCAAAUUCGAGUCACCAUGGAUGUCGCGGAACAGAUUCCCCUAUACCGCGAGAAGUUCGGCCAAGGUUAUCAGACAUGCAGUUGGCAUUGAUGAAAGACGUGCUAAAUUCCGCCAAGACUUGAUCUCUCAAAACCAUCACCCCCAAGAAUCACAGUGUGGAUAUCACCGAUUUUCGUUCAUCUCACGUAUAUCUUCCCGCAGAAAGAAGAAGCAGGCUUCGAUAACGCUCCGGGAAAAAUCCAAGUCAAGGACAGGCAAGGGUGAAACCGAAGCUUUAGGAAAUGUCAACGCCAAUCUACUUGAAACAGGUUGGACCCAGCCUCAAGAAGAGAACCGUUACCGUCCAUCAUAUCCUCAUCAUUCGAUGCAUAAUCUUAGUCUGUCGGUCCCUGAUAACCGUAAUUUCUCUGCUGAUUGUGCGAGCUCCGCCGAUAGUGUGGCCCAUUUCCCGCCACACUCUUCUCAUAUUACCGAUGACAGAUCCUUCCAAUCGGACCAAACUGUCCAGGAUAUCCAGGAAGUUUGGUUCCCUGGCUGUCAUGCUGAUAUCGGUGGUGGCUGGGGACUCAUGCCAGGAGAGAAAUGGCCACUCAGUCAUGCACCCCUGGUCUGGAUGGUUCACGAAGCUCAACGCGCUGGAUUACUAUUCGAUGAGCGCAAACUCAAACAAUUCGAAUGCACAUUAGAAUUCUCUGGCGAUUACUCACCCAUUGAGAAAUCAUGGAAUAUCGACCAGAAGCAACAACCAAAUCCACCGGAGAUUGUAAUCAAUGGAGUGGAUGAUUCAGCCGUCCAAGAAGUUCCCCAAGACGACCCAGAACAGUCUUCAUUAUCAAGGAGUUUUUAUAAUGCUCUACAAUACUCUGGAACCAAAGGUCACAUCCAUGACUCUCUGGAAUUUACGUCUGGUCUACCAGCCGUAUCAGUAUUAGCAUGGAAAAUGAUGGAGUAUCUUCCCUUUAAAAGGAUGGAUUUACAGCAAGAUGGCUCUUGGGCCCCUAUUCGUUGGCCUCUACCCUGCGGGGAAGUGCGCGACAUUCCGUUGGAUGCAAAGAUCCAUAACUCUGCCAUUCAGCGGUUAAAGGCGGACAAUAACUAUCGUCCUGGUAAUCUUAUUAUUGGCGGCGGCGGUCGUGGAGUCAGGAUAGCUCCAGAGGAUCUGGGCAUUGGGGAGUGGGCUGUUUUAGACCACAAAGGAGAUCCAGUGAGAGAAACGUAUGUGAGGGCUAGUAUAUCAAAAGCCGCGCAGAAGAAGAACGGUAAACAUGGAAACGGGAAACAGGAAAAUGGGACACAAACAAACGGAAACUAG
Messenger RNA from Histoplasma mississippiense, 2259 nucleotides. RefSeq lists its product as hypothetical. The transcript is spliced from 4 exons. Bases 1 to 2259 code for a protein of 752 amino acids. NCBI's taxonomy places the organism in Eukaryota, Fungi, Ascomycota, Eurotiomycetes, Onygenales, Ajellomycetaceae. The record is from RefSeq and is a predicted model, not a curated record.